Penicilliopsis zonata CBS 506.65 is the source of this 1756-nucleotide messenger RNA. RefSeq lists its product as hypothetical. Lineage: Eukaryota; Fungi; Ascomycota; Eurotiomycetes; Eurotiales; Aspergillaceae. The transcript has a single exon. The coding region runs from base 306 to 1658 and encodes 450 amino acids. Gene Ontology annotation, biological process: spliceosomal tri-snRNP complex assembly. The record is from RefSeq and is a predicted model, not a curated record.
AACGCUUUCCUACCGCCUUCCCGUGGAAUCACCACCACGACUUUUUUUAUUCGUAUCUCAAGCACACCACAUAAAUAUCCACAUGGGGACCAGUGAGUCUCACUGUCUAUUGAGCAGCGUUAUCGAGUGAUUGUCGGGAAUCAGUCAUGAAUCACUGCUAGCUCGGGAUCUUUUUCCGUCCGCAUCUUCCAAGAUUUUCGGGGUGUAAAAAGGUGCUUUCUUGUAAACUUUCCUUUCCAGAGAAAAGGCAGCCGAAUCAGUGCUGAGGGGGGUUUAAAAGGUUCUCACGUCGAUUAUAACUAGCCAUGAGUUCGCCGUUUUUGCCAUCUCCGACUAUCCUUGUCCCCCACCUGCCGCCCAAAACCUUCGUCGGCCUGGACCUCAUCAGUUUCACGUCCACAGCCAAUUUCCAUGGCGUCAAAGGCCUACCGAACGGCUGGCAUUUUCUCUACACGGGCACGACGGAGAGUUUCUCGCUCAGAUGCGGGGGGUGGUUUCAUGUAGGCGCCAUCAGCGCUGCGCACAGUAACAGCCGGGCGCUGCUUUCCACGCGCGGGGAGGCACUGGAUAAGGAUAUCUUUAUUUGGAAAUGGGACUCCGACAUCGAGGCCUUGGUUCCUCUCAGGGGGGCCAACGAUGCAGAACUACAAGAAGCCAUGCGUUACAAGGCGAACCUGGGCCAUCUGUGGCAGAAUGGCGGGCUCUUUCAGUAUCGGAGCCGGGUGACGCAGUCAUUAUCAUCGGCGAGGGCGGCCGCGACGCAAACCGCAGACGCUGAUGAAGAAUACGAGAGCGAAGAAGACGCACAGAUCGAUUGGCGCAAUCUGACGGAUAGACUCACGCCCAAGCUGCUUUCGCGGAUCGUUGGGAGCCCGUCAACGGAUCUUAAUGGGCGGCCGCGGUGGGCAGUCACGUCUGCCAGCAGUGCGAGCAGGGAUGCGGACAAUAUUCCGGGCAUUGAAUAUGGAGCCGAGGAAAAGGAGCAGGAGUUUACUUUCCUCCCUGUGGACCUCAAACGCACCUGGCGGGAGGGGGCUGUCGGACGCGAAAGAACAGAGGCUGCACAAGAUCGGUCCUGGGCGCUUGGAGAUCUCAUCCGUCGCUUCUCGGGUACCCCUCCCGAUGUGACGAAGGAAGAUGAACGGUGGGGGGAGUUGCAGAUAGUGGGCGAACUACAGUUCGCCUUCUUGAUGGCUUUGACGAUCAUGAACUACUCUUGUCUGCAGCAAUGGAAGCGAUUGCUGGAACUGAUUUUGACCUCUCGGCGCGCCAUUACUGAACGGGAGCCUUUCAUGGCAGAGGUCAUUCGCCUGCUACUCAACCAACUGAAGAGAUGCGAUGACGUGGAGGGCGGGUUCUUCCAGACCGACGGAGACGGCGGCGGCGAGUUCCUACGGAAACUGCUGACGAGAUUCAAAACUUAUCUCGACGAGGAGGUGAACGGUGUCGAAUCAGCCGUCAAGACCGCCAUGGAUGAACUAGACGCCUGGGUCAAAGAGGAGUACGACUGGGAAUUGAGACGCGAGGCCAUUGUCCGACGAGGCAUGCUGCAGCUGGAAGACGGAGAACAAGUAGAGAUGGAUGUGGCCGAUGCAGACGCUGAUGAGGAAAGCGGCGAAUACGCCCCGUUGGUGGUCGACCUUGAAGACUGUUCAUAGAAUAGAAUGUACAAUUUCGCGUAUUAUACUCAGCCUUAUAUUAAAAUGCGGAUAGAUUAACUUAUCUAGGGAUUGGAUUCCGUAAUACCAUGAUGUCA